AUGGACUCCCGGGGCUUCGAUUCCACGGGCCGCGAGUUUUCCAGCGCCACGGAGAUGUGGGCCCAGGAGAUCGGCGCCACCGCCUCCGCCUCCGCCUCGGCCUCCGAAGUCCCUCCGGGCGCCGCCGCCGCCGCCGCCGCCUCAAGCAAUGGGGACGCCGGCGAGGAGGCGGGCGGAGAAGGGAAGCGCGAGGAGUGGUACUCCAAAGGAAUCGCCUACUGGCAGGGCGUGGAGGCGUCGACCGAGGGCGUCCUGGGAGGCUACGGGUGCGUCAACGACGCCGACGUCAAGGGCAGCGCCGCCUUCCUCCGCCCCAUCCUCGCGGAGCGAUUCGGCGCCGCGAAGCGCCAUCUCGUCGCGCUUGAUUGUGGCUCUGGCAUCGGGCGGGUUACGAAGAAUUUUCUUAUCAAGCAUUUCAAUGAGGUUGAUCUCGUUGAGCCAGUAGCCCAUUUUCUGGAAGCGGCACGGGAAAAUCUUAGUAGCUGUAUGGAUGUAGGGCAUGAUACACACAAGGCUGCGAACUUUUAUUGUAUACCUCUUCAGGACUUCACUCCGGAGGAAGGAAGAUAUGAUGUGAUAUGGAUCCAGUGGUGCAUAGGGCAACUUACUGAUGAUGAUUUUAUUUCAUUUUUUAACCGUGCAAAGGUUGGGCUCAAACCAGAUGGGUUUUUUGUUCUGAAAGAGAACAUUGCAAAAAAUGGAUUUGUCUUAGACAAGGAGGAUAACAGUGUCACUAGGUCUGAUGCAUAUUUCAGGGAGCUAUUUAACAAGUGUGGAUUGUAUAUCCACACCAUCAAGAACCAAAAGGAGCUACCUGAGGAAUUAUUUGCUGUCAGAAUGUACGCAUUGGUGACCAGCCAGCCAAAGGUCACAAAAAAUGGCAAGAGAGGGCGACCUAAAAAUUCACCCCGUGUAAUCCGCUCUUGA
Molecule: messenger RNA, 927 nt
Organism: Triticum turgidum subsp. durum (durum wheat)
Lineage: Eukaryota; Viridiplantae; Streptophyta; Magnoliopsida; Poales; Poaceae
Source: the annotation of a GenBank genome assembly